UCUUGUUAUCCUCCAGCUUUGGUAAAGCUCCCACAUUUUUCCCAAGUAUUUUUCCUGAGGAGCAGAGAGGCUGAGCCUGUGCCGGCAUGGCAGAAAAGGUGAACAACUUCCCUCCCCUGCCCAAAUUCAUCCCCCUGAAGCCAUGUUUCUACCAGGACUUCGAUGCGGAGAUCCCGCCGCAGCACCGGACCAUGGCCAAGCGGCUUUACUACCUCUGGAUGUUGAACAGCAUCACCUUGGCGGUGAAUCUCGUGGGCUGCCUCGCGUGGCUCAUUGGAGGCGGCGGAGCUGUAAAUUUUGGACUGGCAAUUCUCUGGCUCAUUCUCUUUACGCCCUGCUCCUAUGUCUGCUGGUUUAGACCUAUUUACAAAGCUUUCAAGACAGACAGUUCCUUCAGCUUCAUGGCCUUCUUCUUCACCUUCAUGGCCCAGCUGGUGAUCAGCAUUAUCCAGGCAGUGGGGAUCCCUGGAUGGGGGGUCUGUGGCUGGAUUGCAGCAAUUUCCUUCUUUGGGACCAACGUGGGCUCGGCUGUCGUGAUGCUCAUCCCCACUGUGCUCUUCACAGCUAUGGCAGUCUUCUCCUUCAUUGCUCUCACCAUGGUACACAAGUUUUACCGGGGCAGCGGCGGGAGCUUCAGCAAAGCGCAGGAGGAGUGGACCACGGGGGCCUGGAAGAACCCCCACGUGCAGCAGGCGGCCCAGAAUGCGGCCAUGGGGGCGGCGCAGGGUGCCAUGAUGCAGCACGAGACGCAGUACUCGGCCACCCCCAACUACACCUACUCCAACGAGAUGUGAGCAGCAGCGGGACUGUCCUCGGGAGGAAGAGCUGGGGGGGAAAAAGGGAGGAGAAAGCCUGAGCCGAGUUUCUGCAGCUGUCUCAGAAAGUCAGAGUGUACCAUAAUGGUGGUUCUUUUCCCAUCUUUGUAACGAGAUCCUUUGGGAUUUUUUCUUUCCUUUUUUUUCCUGUUUUUUUUGUCUUGAGCUCUUCUUUUCUCCUUUCUUUUUCAUUCUGAGGAGGCCGUGAGUUGACCUGCAGGGCUGUUGUUGUGCGUGGUAGUCAGUGUCCAUUCAUGUGUCUUCUUUUUCCCUGUGGAAUAGUGUACGGUGGUGGUUUUUUAAUUACUGUGGUGAUAGGUGUACGUUAGAACCUCAUCAGCCAAAAGCCCCCCCAAGCUCCCAAAAAGGGAAAAAGAGCAACCAGCACCCAUCUUCCCUCUUGGAAUAAGCCCUGAACAGGUUUUUGAUGUGUGUGAGUUUUCUCUUUCAGUUGGUAGUGUCCAGCCACUUGCCACUGUCUCAGCAAGGGCAAGCAAUCUUGGGAAUUCUUUUUUCUUUUGCUUUUUAACUAGCAGGUGGCUGGCUGAUUUAGCAUUAAAGGAAAAAAAAAAAAAAGGGAAAAAAAAAAAAGAUAAGAAACCCUCAAUCCUGCUGUUGAUAUGCUGGAAGCCAAGAGAUUCCUAAUCUACUCCCUGGCUCAGGAUCUACAACUUCUCUCAGUGUGUGGUGUUGUGAGUAGUUUACACUUUGACGUGGAGGACCAGUGUGUGUGCGUGCGCGUGUGUGUGCAUUGGGGAGCAAGGACAGGUUUUCCCUGCGGGAUACAACCAUCCCAUUCCAGAUUCUGCAUCCUGAGUCUGGUUUUUUUAAAGGCUUCUGUUUUGAAAAGCAGCUGUAAUACCAACAAGAGUGUUCCUCAGAGGACCUACGCUUGGGCAAGGCUGCGGGUCAAAUCUUGCCACUCCGUAUCCCAGCACAUCCAAACAGUCUCGCUGCUCAUGGAAACAGCCAGGCCAAGUUUUGUCCCCGUUAGCUUUGGAGGUUUGUGCUAAUUUAAGUCUCUUAAGGAAACCUCCAGGCUGGAGGUAAGGACUGCUCACUUGCGCUCCUAAAAAGCGUGGCGGGAUGUGGCCGUGUGUUUUCCUGGUGCAGAAAUCCCUGUCAGGCCCAAAUCCCUGCCCAGUUUGGGGAUGCUGGACAUUAAAUAAUGAUCCUGCACUCUAGCAGGAGGCAGCUGAGCUCAAACCAAUACUUCUUGGGGAAGGUGACUGGCACACUCUGGAAAAGAUUAUGAGUGGGAGCAUAAAUGGGAUGGAUGCUGCAGGGCAGGAGUAGGGAAAGCUACUUCUCCGAGAUGCUUUUCAACUCUAAAUGCACUUUAAAUAAGCCAAAUUUUUCUCCAAGUCCUCGAAAAGCAGCCCAAACAGAAUCCAAUCCAGCCCCUUGGCUCCAGUAUCUCCUGCCUGGCACAGGGAAGGAGCUCAGAGUGCCACCAGCCAGGACUGUGCGAGUCCCCAGCCCCUUAUCUCACCCUUCCAGCCCUCCAGUGAUGCUUGGAUGUGACCCCUGCCCCUGAGAAUCACCCCAAAAAGGAUCUUCUCCAGCAAAGCACACCAAGACUAGUUUCCUUUUUAAGGGUAUCACUUCAGUCAUUCUGCAAUAGGCAGUCGUCUCUUGACCAGACUAAAAUGCAGCUACUGAUAAAAUGCCUGUCUGUGUGUGUGUGUGUAUAUAUUUAUGUAUAAAAUGUCAGGAGAAAAGUAAUCCUUUGCUAAGCCUAUUAUGUACUUAAUCAGGUUUAAAUAUUGUGCAAUCCAUUUCUAGCUCGCCUAAAACUUACUCUGCCAAACCACGUGCUCUGUCAUCCGUGUCUGAGAAAUGAUGGAUUAAGUGACUUCACCUCUUGCAUUGACAAUAAGAUACAUCAAUAAUAAUAAUAACUGUAAUGAGCUGUAACUAACAGGCAUUGCUUCAGCACCUAA
Messenger RNA from Cyanistes caeruleus (blue tit), 2758 nucleotides. RefSeq names its product secretory carrier membrane protein 5 (gene SCAMP5). Gene Ontology annotation, biological process: protein transport. Gene Ontology annotation, cellular component: recycling endosome membrane; trans-Golgi network membrane. Lineage: Eukaryota; Metazoa; Chordata; Aves; Passeriformes; Paridae. The record is from RefSeq and is a predicted model, not a curated record.